Messenger RNA from Globicephala melas (long-finned pilot whale), 1836 nucleotides. RefSeq names its product protein tyrosine phosphatase 4A1 (gene PTP4A1). Gene Ontology annotation, molecular function: protein tyrosine phosphatase activity; protein tyrosine/serine/threonine phosphatase activity. NCBI's taxonomy places the organism in Eukaryota, Metazoa, Chordata, Mammalia, Artiodactyla, Delphinidae. Gene Ontology annotation, cellular component: cytoplasm; nucleus. Gene Ontology annotation, biological process: positive regulation of cell migration; protein dephosphorylation. The record is from RefSeq and is a predicted model, not a curated record.
AUAACCCUAUUGAGUGUUUUUUAACUAAAUUAACAUGGCUCGAAUGAACCGCCCAGCUCCUGUGGAAAUCACUUACAAGAACAUGAGAUUUCUUAUUACACACAAUCCAACUAAUGCGACCCUAAACAAAUUUAUAGAGGAACUUAAGAAGUACGGAGUUACCACAGUAGUAAGAGUAUGUGAAGCAACUUACGACACUAGUCUUGUGGAGAAAGAAGGCAUCCAUGUUCUCGAUUGGCCUUUUGAUGAUGGCGCACCACCAUCUAACCAGAUUGUUGAUGAUUGGUUAAGUCUUGUGAAAAUUAAGUUUCGUGAAGACCCUGGUUGUUGUAUUGCUGUUCAUUGUGUUGCAGGCCUUGGGAGAGCUCCAGUGCUUGUCGCCCUAGCAUUAAUUGAAGGUGGAAUGAAAUACGAAGAUGCAGUACAGUUCAUAAGACACGGCGUGGAGCUUUUAACAGCAAGCAACUUUUGUAUUUGGAGAAGUAUCGUCCUAAAAUGCGGCUGCGCUUCAAAGACUCUAAUGGUCAUAGAAACAACUGUUGCAUUCAAUAAAACUGGGGUGCCUGAUGCCAUUGCUUGGAAGUGGAACCUAGACAGGACGGGAUUUGUCGUACAUGUUAACCAGCAUGUUGGCUUGGUGAAGUCUGAUGAAGCUUCCAUAGGAGUGUUGAAACGCAGUUUUACCAGGCCACAAGCCUGGCAGAAUUGCACCCUCUGUUUGGGUUAUGAUCAACCUACUUGGACACUUAGCAAAGGAUUCUUGCUGUUCAGCAUUUAAAAUGUGCUUAUCAUUUGUACCAAUUGACUUUUCCUGAAAUCAUGCAGUAUGGAGUCAUUCAUGUCUUUAAAUGUGUUUCCAUGCCAGAUUCUUAUCAGUAUAUAAGAAAUUUAGAAAGACUAGGUGCCAAAAUACCCAGCACAAUUCUUGUUGUUUUUAGUAUCAUAUCGAACUAAAAUCCCAGGAACUAUGAAAACUCUGGACCUUAUGUGUUUUAUUCUUUCCAUCAUUUCAAACAUAGAAAGUAGGGCCUAUAAGGUUAUUUGAUCACAAUAUGUUUACAUCUUCCACAUUCAUACCAGUAUACAUCAGAUUUGCUCGUUUGUUUUUUUUUAAUUAACCAAGUCUUACCAGUGACUAUUUAAUGUCUUUCUAUAAAUCUCAUUUUGUGCUGUCAUGGAAGACCUCCGUUUUGAAAAUCUACAUUGUACAGAAGCACAUGUCUUUAAUGUCUCCAGACAAAAAAGCCUUACAGUUAAUUUUAAUGUUUGCACUUUGGGGUGCAACUUACAGGGAGGGCCUGAAAAAAGGAAUGGGAGGGGGCUAUUAAGUAUUUUUAGUAAAAUGUUGCCUUUGUCUUGUGCAGAACAUGUAGAAUAUGCGCUUUAAUUUAGUAAAUAUUUUUUUAAAAGGUAGAAAUACUUUGUUAUGGUAGCUAAAACAAUUCUUAAUCAUAAAAUUUCUGAAAUUCUUGUAAUUUUUUUUCAAACUUAUCUGAAGUUGUUUACCAACUUAUUUUUGUUUGAAGUGUGAUUCCCAACCUUUCUUGCAAAAAACAAAAAAGUGGGUUUCUGCUAAUGAAUUGAGCAGACAUUUAAUAUUUUAUAUGCCUUUUGAGCUGUGUAACUUAAUAUUUGGAUACUUGACAAUUUGUUUUAUUAUGUGAUUGAUAAAAUGGUGAUGUGUAUUAAUGUCAGCUCAACCAUAUAUUUAUACUGUCCGGGAACAUGUGGUUAUAGUUCUGUGGGAGAAAUAAUUUGUCAGUGUUCACCAGCUUGUAAAAAUCUAGUGCGAGAGCUUAAACAUUAAAUAAAUGAUGAAAUGCAUUUAUUGUCAUU